AUGUCACGUUUACUACUGUUCCUUGCUCUGCUGGUCAUCACCAGUUGUACGAUUCGCCACCGAAAGUUCGAUCAUGGACGACGAAAUGUGAUGUCUGUACCAUUGUCGCGUCAGCCAACACUUCGUGAACGGCUACUUAGCUCUGGAAACUGGGCAGAUUAUCAACGACAACGAAAUCACUAUCAAAAGAAAUUGUUCGCAAAGUAUGAAGCGAACAAACCAGAAAAGCUACACUCAUCAUCGGAAAUUGACGAACUUCUUCGAAAUUACAUGGAUGCCCAGUACUUUGGUACUAUUCAAAUCGGAACACCAGCACAAAACUUCACAGUUAUCUUUGACACUGGUUCAUCGAAUUUAUGGGUCCCGUCUAGAAAAUGUCCAUUCUAUGACAUUGCCUGCAGUGAGUUCUUAUUUUUAUACAGCAUAUAA
This is a messenger RNA of Cooperia oncophora, 429 nucleotides long. The record is from the annotation of a GenBank genome assembly. Lineage: Eukaryota; Metazoa; Nematoda; Chromadorea; Rhabditida; Trichostrongylidae.